Molecule: messenger RNA, 3376 nt
Organism: Protopterus annectens (West African lungfish)
Lineage: Eukaryota; Metazoa; Chordata; Ceratodontiformes; Protopteridae
Gene: IARS2
Product: isoleucyl-tRNA synthetase 2, mitochondrial
Exons: 23
Coding region: 103-3093 (996 amino acids)
Biological process (GO): isoleucyl-tRNA aminoacylation
Cellular component (GO): cytosol
Molecular function (GO): ATP binding; tRNA binding; aminoacyl-tRNA deacylase activity
Source: RefSeq, a predicted model, not a curated record
UUUGCUUCCGUAGUUCUUUUAGGAAGAGGCGUCUUGCAAAGAGGCAUGGUGUCAGUUUAGGGCAAGUAUUGAAGGGUGAUAGUAAAAGUUUAGUUUUGCAGUAUGCUGCAUCUUUUUAGAAUGCAGUCUGUAAUACGCUGUAGAGCGAGCAGCGUUGUAUGCAAGGCAUGUAACAGAUCCUUACCUAUACCAGUGCGGUAUGUAACAGGUGGGGGCACUGAAGACGGAAAAUAUAGGGAGACUGUGCUGUUGCCCCAAACCGACUUUCCGAUGAAAUGGACAGGAGCUCAGCUUCUAGAGAAAGAAUUAGAAGUUCAGCAGACAUGUGGAUUUUCAGAGCUGUAUUCUUGGCAGAGAGAGAGGAAAGUGAAAAAGGAAUUCUGCCUUCAUGAUGGCCCACCUUAUGCAAAUGGAGACCCUCAUGUUGGUCAUGCUUUGAAUAAGAUUCUAAAGGACAUAACUAAUCGAUUCCAUGUAAUGAGAGGUUAUAAAGUCCAUUAUAUUCCUGGUUGGGACUGCCAUGGUCUUCCCAUCGAACUUAAAGCUUUAGCAGAACUUGGGGAAGAAUGUGCACAUCUUUCAGCUGCUGAAAUUAGGCAGAAAGCCAAAGAGUUUGCAGAAAAGGCCAUUGAGAGACAAAAAGCAGCAUUUAUUCGUUGGGGAGUGAUGGCAGAUUGGAGUAAUUGCUAUUAUACCUUUGAUAAGAAAUAUGAAGCCAAUCAGUUAGAUAUUUUCUACAAAAUGUUUGAAAAGGGAUAUGUUUAUCAGGACUACAAGCCUGUAUUUUGGUCCCCUUCAACAAGAACAGCUUUGGCAGAAGCAGAAUUGGAGUACAACUCUCAACAUGUUAGUCGAUCUGUGUAUGUAAAGUUUCCAGUGAUCAGAUCCCCAGUUAAACUGGAGUCUGCAUUAGGUGCUGCUCCCAAAGUCAGUGUGCUAAUAUGGACAACCCAGCCUUGGACUGUUCCAGCCAAUCAGGCAGUAUGCUAUAUACCCAGCUCAGAAUAUUCUUUGGUGAAAUGCAAGAAUACUGAUGAACAGUACAUUCUGGUUUCAGAAAGAGUUACGUCCAUAGCUGCUGUCUUGGCCACUCAGUUUGAGGUGAUAUCUACAUUUAAAGGUGCUGAUCUUGAAGGAGGUGUGUGCGGUCAUCCUUUUAUCUCUGACAAAGAGUCACCACUUUUGCCUGCCAACCAUGUAACAAUGGCUAAGGGUACUGGACUGGUUCAUACUGCCCCAGCGCAUGGGAUGGAAGAUUACAGUGUGGCUUCUCAACAUGCUUUGUCUGUGGACUGUUUCGUGGAUGAAGAUGGACUUUUUACUGAAUCAGCAGGCUCUGAACUUCAGAAGAAGUUUGUCCUUCAUGAGGGAAAUAAAACUGUUAUUCAGAUGCUUCAGAGUACGAAUAGUUUACUAAAGGAGGAAGAUUUUGUGCACAGCUAUCCAUAUGACUGGAGGAGUAAAAAGCCUGUAAUUAUUCGUGCCAGCAAGCAGUGGUUUAUAAAUACUGGGAGUAUCAAGGAUAAAGCACAGGAACUUUUGAAAAAAGUCAGAGUUAUUCCUAACUCUGCAAUGAAUAGUAUGCUGGCUAUGCUCGAGAGGAGGACGUACUGGUGUAUAUCAAGACAGAGGUCAUGGGGUGUCCCAAUUCCUGUUUUCUAUCAUAAAGAAACAGGGAAAGCUCUUAUCAACAGCCAUACCAUACAACACCUUAAACAACUGAUACUGGAACAUGGCAGUGAUUGUUGGUGGACCCUGCCCAUGGAGCAGCUUUUGCCAUUGGAUGUCUUGAAAAAGGAUGGUGGGUCUGCUGUGUCAGACUUUGUAAAAGGAGAAGAUGUCUUAGACAUUUGGUUUGAUAGUGGAACAUCAUGGGCCUCAAUCUUAGAAGGUACAGCAGGAAGUGCAGAUUUAUACUUGGAAGGAAAAGAUCAACUUGGUGGUUGGUUUCAGUCUUCAUUACUUACUAGUACUGCAGUGAAUAAAAAGUCCCCUUACAGGUCUUUGGUGGUCCAUGGAUUUACUCUUAAUGAAACUGGAGAGAAGAUGUCGAAGUCAGUAGGCAAUGUUAUAGACCCAGAUAUCAUCAUCAAUGGAGGCCAGGAUCACAGUAAAGAUCCACCAUAUGGAGCAGAUGUUCUGCGCUGGUGGGUUGCAGAGUCGAACAUAUUCACUGAGGUCAUGAUUGGACCACAUAUACUUAACACAGCAAAAGAUAACAUUUUUAAGCUGCGGAACACACUUCGCUUCAUGUUGGGGAACCUCAGAGGAUUUGACCCAGAGAAAGAUUCCAUCACAAGUCAAGAUAUGUAUGUAGUUGAUCAAUAUAUGCUGCACAUGUUGCAGGAUUAUACCUCAAAGGUUACUGAUGCAUACAAGGAGUAUGAUUUUGGAAAGGUUAUCCGUUUGUUACUUGCAUUCAUUACUCGAGAUCUGUCUAGUUUUUACUUCAGCAUCAUCAAAGACAGGUUGUACUGUGAAAAAGAAGGAAAUCUCAGGCGUCGCUCAUGUCAGACUGUUUUGGCUGAGGUUGCUGAUGUUGUAACACGAUCUUUUGCACCUGUUCUUCCUCAUCUAGCUGAGGAAGUGUACCAACAUUUACCUUAUGCUAAAGAUCACGUUAGCAUUUUUCACACUGGUUGGAUGAAAUCCAGUUCUGUCUGGAAGAAACCUGGACUGGAGGAAGUUGUGGAAGGUGCAUGUGCAAUUAGAGAUUCCUUCCUCAGCUCCAUCCCUGGCAGAAAUGCAGCUGAAUAUGACCUAACUAUUGCAAUUGAACCUGGCCUGCUUUUUGAGAUGAUGGAGACUUUGCAGGAGGAAGAAACUUUGAGUACAUCACAGCUGAAUGAGCUCAUGAUGGCCUCAAGGACAUCCUUGCUAUCUAAACUGCCUGCAGAGUUGUCUUCUAAGGAAAAUGUUAUGAGAGGGACCUUUCUAAUUAACCUGGAAGGUGGUGAUAUUCAAGAAGAAGGAUCUUACAAAAUCAUAGCACUACCAGCUGCGAAAGCAAGGUGUCCCCGUUGUAGGAAAUACACAGCUGAUUCUGAAUUUACACCCUGCCCUAGAUGUGCAGAAGCCAUCACUGGAAAUUAGACUGCUUGAUUUCAGGAUGAUCAGAGUAUGUGUUUAUGUAGCACAACUGAAAAAAACUUCAUCACUGGACAGAUCUGAAUAAUACCUGAGAUAGCAUUACUGGUCAUAUUUAUUAAAAUUGUUUACCAUUUCUUGAACUUUUUGUAUAGUCACACAGCAUCAGAAAUUCUGCUUGUAAAAAUGUAUAAUAUGACUGUUAACCUUAUACAGCAUGCCUUUUUCUGUAGAAGAAAAGUGCACUUGCUUAUUCUUUUAUUUUAUAAAGUAAGUAUUAAAAAUCUAA